AUGUUUAUAUAUCUAACCACAUUCUUGCUGGAUGGAAGAAGUCCCAGAUCGGUCAGGCAAUCUACAAUGGAAGUUCUCAAAGCUUACUAUCAGCCUAUUCAGCCCAGCCCUCGUCAUCUGGAAAGUCCGAUCAAAAAGCAUGGAUCUCAAAAUGUCAUUUCAGUAGAUCUUGACUUGAAGCAUUCUUUGAAACAUUCAAGACCGAUUGUAGGGAUAUCGAUCUUGAAAAGGCUCUUGGAGACUUGGGCUCAUCGUGAAGAAGAACGCGAGGUUCUUCAUGUCUUCAAAGUUUAUUUGGAUCGCUUCAAAGACGCUGUUGAAGAUAGUGAGAAAGGUAACAGUGAAUCGUAUCUUUCGGCAGGAGCAAACGCGGUUGAUUACAUCGUCUUUGGUCACUUGUUAAGACUAGCUAUUCCCCUCGGCCUCUGUACGGUUGACCAAUACAAUCUCGCGCUCUUGCUGAGAUGUAGUAGGGAUAUGAUCAGCUUAUUGGAAAGGUAUCCAACCCUCUUGAAAGUGUGCGGAUUGGAUUCGACCAUGACUAGUACACAAUUGUCUGCGACUGUUCAAGGUCUUCCAGAUGAUGGGAAGGGUCUUGGAGGUAAGAUUGCUCCGACUUUUUGCCCUUCACCCACCUCACAAACCACAAAAACCUAA
Messenger RNA from Melampsora larici-populina 98AG31, 657 nucleotides. RefSeq lists its product as uncharacterized. Bases 1 to 657 code for a protein of 218 amino acids. The transcript has 2 exons. Lineage: Eukaryota; Fungi; Basidiomycota; Pucciniomycetes; Pucciniales; Melampsoraceae. The record is from RefSeq and is a predicted model, not a curated record.